Acanthocheilonema viteae is the source of this 1008-nucleotide messenger RNA. The record is from the annotation of a GenBank genome assembly. Lineage: Eukaryota; Metazoa; Nematoda; Chromadorea; Rhabditida; Onchocercidae.
AUGAAACCCGUAGAAAUAAAAUCAUUUGAAGGUCCUCGAACGGCACGGGCGAUGGCAGAUUCACUAAUAAAUGAGCUUCAAAAAACAAUAAAUGCAAAACUGGGUGUUAGCGAUUCAAGCAAAUCGAGUAGUUCUAGUGAUAAAAAAAGCAGCGGUAAACAUGUAAUUGAACUGACGGAUAGCAACUUUGAGGAUUUGGUGCUUUAUAGCAAAGAUAUUUGGCUUGUGGAAUUCUUUGCACCUUGGUGCGGUCAUUGUAAAGCUUUGAAACCACAUUGGGAAAGGGCUGCUUUGGAAUUGGCUGGUAAAGUAAAGGUUGGUGCUUUGGAUGCAACAGUACAUCAAAUGAUGUCAUCACGUUUCAAUAUCAAAGGUUUUCCAACGAUUAAAUAUUUCGCACCAGGUUCAAGUGCUAAGGAUGCUGAAGAUUACGUUGGUGGACGAACCAGUGAUGAUAUUGUCCAAUAUGCACUUAACAAAUUUGCUGAAAAUAUGCCAGCACCAGAAGUUGUGGAAGCAGUCUCACAGGAAGUUUUUGACAAGGCUUGCAAAGAAAAUCAGCUUUGUAUAAUUGCUGUAUUGCCACAUAUUCUUGAUUGCCAAAGUAGCUGUCGAAACAACUAUUUAAAAGUUUUGAAAGAAUUGGCGGAAAAAUUCAAACGAAAUAUGUGGAACUGGGUAUGGACAGAGGCAAAUAAACAAACUAAACUGGAGGAAGUAUUUGGCAUAGGUGGUUUCGGUUAUCCAGCUCUAGUAGCGCUGAACUAUCGUAAAAUGAAGUUUACGAUGUUAAAAGGUUCAUUUGAUGUCUCAGGAAUCCAAGAAUUUUUAAAAGGUAUUUCUUAUGGUAGAAGUCAAACAAUACCGUUGAAAGGUGCAGAACUUCCGAAGAUCUUGAAUGCAGAACCGUGGGAUGGCAAGGAUGGCGAGAUGCCCGUUGCGGAAGAUAUUGAUGUUUCAGACGUUGAUUUGGACGAGGAAGAAAAGCCGGAGAGAAUUGAACUGUAG